Messenger RNA from Truncatella angustata, 1257 nucleotides. RefSeq lists its product as uncharacterized. Lineage: Eukaryota; Fungi; Ascomycota; Sordariomycetes; Amphisphaeriales; Sporocadaceae. Bases 1 to 1257 code for a protein of 418 amino acids. Gene Ontology annotation, biological process: regulation of conidium formation; sexual sporulation resulting in formation of a cellular spore; conidium formation. The record is from RefSeq and is a predicted model, not a curated record. The transcript has a single exon.
AUGCUUCGAUAUGUUCUACUCAACACAUACCGGCGUCUCUUUAGCCUAGUUUUUGUUGGAAAUUUCAUUGCUUUCGUCAUCGUUAUGGCUAGAGAUCAACUUUUGCUGGACUGUGUCAAUGCCUGCGCCGCGAAUUUGCUAGUCUGUGGACUCGUCCGGCAGCCUUUGGUAAUCAACGCCUUAUUCAUCUCCUUGUGUGCUGUGCCCCGAUCCGCACCACUGAGGCUUCGCCAUUUGGCCUGUAAAGUCUUUCAUCUUGGAGGAGUUCAUAGUGGCUGUGGUCUAGCCUCCUGUUUGUGGUAUAUCGGAUUUGUUGGCCUAUAUACACAUCAAUAUCGCCCCUCACCUACGUCUACUACGGUUCUGGUACUGGCGUAUCUGAUUUUUGUUGUACUUAUCACUAUCAUCGGGGUGUCGGCCCCAAAGUUUCGAACAAUUUGGCACGAUCGGUUUGAACUGACGCAUCGUUUCUCAACCUGGUCGGUUCUUGCGCUCUUCUGGGCUCUCCUUCUCACCUUUGCAUCACAGCACCAAGCAUCUAUGGGUGCAUUCUUGGUAUCAUUACCAGCAUUCUGGUCUGUGAUUAUUGUCACUAUGGCCACCAUCCACCCAUGGAUGAUGCUGCGACGGGUAGAGGUGAUUCCGGAACGUCUCUCAAAACACGCUAUCCGCCUUCAUUUCUCCCAUACUACUAUCAGAUACGGACAAGGCAUUUCGAUAUCAAAACAUCCGCUGCGAGACUGGCAUAGCUUUGCAACAAUUACAGACAGAUUCGACACCCCUGCUAGUAAGUUUUCCUGCCUGGUCUCCAAGGCAGGAGAUUGGACGUCUUCCGUCAUUUUGGACCCUUUGCCUCAAGUAUGGGUUCGUGGAGUUCCAGUAUAUGGCUUCGGCUAUGUGAUGCGCGUAUUCAGCCGCAUCAUUGUGGUAACGACCGGCUCAGGGAUCGGCCCUUGCCUGUCUUUUAUCGAUGACGAUAACAGACCAGACAUGCGCGUGGUAUGGCAGACGAAGUCCCCGUUGCAAACUUAUUCCCAGAGAACCAUGGAUCUAGUACACAGGCUGGAUCCGAAUCCCGUUGUGAUAGACACAAGUCUUUCAGGGAGGAUGGACAUGCUGCCGGCUAUAUUACAGUUGUACGAUGGAUUCAAGGCCGAGGCUGUAUGCGUGAUUAGCAACCCUACGGUUACCAAGAAAUUGGUACUCGAUUUAGAAACACGUGGAAUCCACGCAUAUGGUCCAAUAUUCGAUAGUUGA